Molecule: messenger RNA, 1500 nt
Organism: Rhizopus microsporus ATCC 52813
Lineage: Eukaryota; Fungi; Mucoromycota; Mucoromycetes; Mucorales; Rhizopodaceae
Product: MFS general substrate transporter
Exons: 4
Coding region: 1-1500 (499 amino acids)
Biological process (GO): transmembrane transport; carboxylic acid transport
Cellular component (GO): plasma membrane
Molecular function (GO): carboxylic acid transmembrane transporter activity
Source: RefSeq, a predicted model, not a curated record
AUGUCUGACAUAGUUAAACCAAGCAGUGACCAAGAAGCUGUCCUUAAUGAAUCAAUAGAAGCUACCCCUUAUGGUACAGUUGAAUCAACUGGAGUCAAAAAGAAGACGACAUCUUACUUUAACGUACUCUUCAGUGGAUUUGCUCUGCUUUCUGAUGGGUAUCAGUCAGGUGUGAUCAGUUUUGUUAAUUUAUUCCUGGGUAAAAUCUAUGGAUCGGAUGUGUUUAAUGCUACUAUGAAGUCUCGUCUGUCUUAUUCUAUGUUUGUCGGCGCUAUUGUUGGUCAACUAGGUUUUGGCCUUGUCAUUGAUCGUAUUGGUCGAAAGAUCGGUUUGGUUUUGACCACAUUCCUUGUCAUCUUAGGUGCUGCUUUAUCUGCUGCUUCAAGCGGAAAGGAUCCUACUGGUUUACUCUGGAUGAUGAUCAUCUCUCGUGGUGUCCUUGGUGUGGGUGUAGGUGGUGAAUACCCCUGUAGUUCAGUCUCUGCUGGUGAGUCUGCUGAUGAAGUGGCGCCCGGAAGACGUGGUGCUCUCUUUGUGCUGGUAACAAACUUUGUGAUUGAUGCGGGUUAUGUUGUCUCAGCUAUCGUACCUGUCAUUUUGCUUGCAAUCUUUAAGGAUAACCUUGAGCCAGUUUGGCGUCUCUGUCUUGGUCUAGGUAUUGUUCCUCCACUCUCUGUCUUGUACUUCCGUCUCAAAAUGGCCGAUUCAGAACGAUAUCGUACAAGUGCUCUGCAAAAGCGCGUACCCUAUUGGUUGAUCAUCAAGAGAUACUGGUUCCGUAUCUUGGUUGCAUCCGGUUUAUGGUUCAUUUAUGACUUUAUCUCUUAUCCCAGUGGUGUAUUCUCAUCCGUCAUUAUUGACAGCGUUGCCAGUGGAGAAUCAACCAUUGAAGUCGUUGCCUGGAACAUUCUCCUUUUCUCAUUCUAUCUUCCUGGUGCUCUUCUAGGUGCCUUGUCUGUUGACAAGAUUGGCCGAAGAAAGACAUUGACACUCGGUUUAUUGCUUCAAGGCGUUGUUGGUUUGAUCCUUGGAGGUGUCUACAAUCUGAUCUCAAAAAACUGUCUACCCAUGUUUAUCAUUAUGUACGGUAUCUACUUAGCUUUAGGCGAAUAUGGUCCAGGUGAUACAAUGGGAUUAAAUGCUACUGAAAUGUUCCCUACAGCUGUUCGUGGUACAUGUUACGGAAUUGCUGCUGCUAUUGGUAAAGUAGGUGCUACCGUGGGUACACUUGCCUUUGUGCCAAUGCAAGAAGCCAUGGGAGGAUAUAGAGGACCUUUCUUGGUGGGUAGUGGUAUUGCUAUUGUAGCAGGUAUCCUUGCCUGGUUUGUAGUACCUGAUAUUGGACCCGAUGGUUUAGUUCAGGAGGAUGCUGACUUCCGUGAGUACUUGAUGCAGCAUGGUUAUGAUGUAUCCCAGUUGGGCGUGCGCAAACCUGUAGACGUCAUUCACGAUAACUCCAAAACUUCUACUUCUAUUCAUUCCAACGAAAACAGAUUGUAA